CAUGUCUCUAGACGGUCCGAAUUCAGAUAGAAACUUCCGACGACGUAUCAUCCAUUUCUAUAGCUCUAUUGCGAUUUUAAGCCCUAUAUAGUACGCGGUAAGGACUUCUGCAGUUCUGCUUCUACAGCUCCAAUUAAAUCCCCAGCUAUGUCGAAGACAGACGAACCAGCAAUCGGGAUUCCCAUUAAUGCGGCAUAUCAGGCGCCUGUCCCGCCACCGCAGCCGCAGUACUUCGUUAACGAAAACGCUUACCAAGCCGCCGGCAUACCUUUGAGCGCCAUCGUCGGAGACCCGAAGGGAGCCCCGAUUCAGCAGACCAUAUACAGAGAUACUCCGGCACCGUUCAUCUGCCUCCACUGUGGAAACACCGGGCUGACUGUCGUCAAGUCAAAACCAAGUUUAGCAGCUUGUGUUGCAUGUAUGAUGCCAAUGAUGCUUGGAGUUUGCUUUCUCUGCCCUUCAAUGGAUUGUCUUUGGCAUAAAUACCACUACUGUCCAACCUGCAACGAAAAAGUUGCUGAUUUUGAGAAAUCGGAUCCUUGUAUAGUGGUCGACCCUCCACAGUGGACACAAGAAAGUUUUGCCUUACCUGCAGUUUGAUUCUUUGUUUGUGUUGUUGUCAUCAUAUCACACCACAAAUUCUGAUUAUCUGGCUUUUUUCCCGCAAACACUCCCAAAAGACCAUGGUAGAUGAUUUAAUAAAAAUAUGAGUCAAAUAUGAUUUCUUAUGGAGUCAUAUGAGCUCCCC
Molecule: messenger RNA, 748 nt
Organism: Cuscuta europaea
Lineage: Eukaryota; Viridiplantae; Streptophyta; Magnoliopsida; Solanales; Convolvulaceae
Source: the annotation of a GenBank genome assembly